GUCAGUGGUCCAUCAAACACCAACGCUCAAAGCAUGUAGUCGCAUAUGAGCACUGCACACCUGCUCGCCCGCUCCGUCGGCAUAGUUUCUCCCGACCAUGUUCUCCGCAACACCACAACGCGCCUCAUUUACGCGCUUCAACCCACGCCCAUAACUUUCAGUUACAGGGCAUCAUCCAAAGACGAGCCAAACGAGACCAUUCCUGCCCACAUAUCCGGCGUCAAUGCUCUCACCAUUGACAAAUUCGAAGGCCGCUACCUUCUUUCCGGCGGCGCCGACUCCUCCAUCGCAAUCUGGGAUCUCGAAAACCCCAUCUCAUCCGUGACAUCCCAAGAUGCAACACCAAACAAUCGAUACCUUCCCCUCUCCUCCGUGCGCAAAACCUCCGAAGAGCACAAACUCGGCAUCACGCAAAUCUGCUUUUACCCUUUCGACUCCCUCGCCUUCCUAACCUCCUCGUACGACCACACCGUCAAAAUCUACUCGUCCGAGACGCUCCAACCCUCGGCCUCCUUCGACCUCGACUCCGUCGUCUACAACAUCGCCCUCUCCCCCAUCGCAGACCACCUCCUCGUCGCAUGCGCCACGCAGCACCAAGCCGUCCGCCUCAUUGACCUCCGCUCAGGCGCGAACACGCACUCCCUCCCGGGCCACGCAGGCGCCGUCCUCGCAACAGCAUGGAGCCCCACCCGCGACCACGUCCUCGCCAGCGGCGCUACAGACGGCAGCGUCCGCUUCUGGGACAUCCGGCGCAGUUCGGCCGAACUCGGCGUCCUCGACCUGGAAGACACGGUGGGGAUUCUAGGACGCCACUCCUCGUCUUCUUCUUCCUUCCAGCAUAGCGCUCGCCCCCAGGCAAAAGCCCACCGCGGCGCCGUGAACGGCCUCCUCUGGACCGAAGACGCACACUACCUGAUCACCUGCGGGCACGACUCGCGCAUCCGCGUCUGGGACACUGACACGGGCGCCAACACGCUCGUCAAUUUCGGCCCCAUGGUGCGCAAUGCUUCGGGUUUGGCGCCUUGUAUACCCGUCUUGCCGCCCGCGAGGUUCAUGCCCGCUGGAGGGGAGGUCAUUUUUUUCCCGAAUGGGGGAGGCGAGAUAUUGGGGUUUGAGCUUUUUGAGGGGAGGUUGGUGAGGAGGUUGAGGAGGAUGGCGGGUGGGGAGAGGGAUGCGGGCGCUGCUGCUGUGGCAGGGGCUUCGUCGUCGAAGACGCCGAGGAGAAAUGUUGCUGAUCGGGUGACGGCGCUGGCUUGGCGCGCGCACGAUGUAGAAAUGUAUUCUUCGCAUGCGGAUGGCAGCAUUGCGGUGUGGAAGCCGAGGACGGAAGAAGAUGCCGAGGCGGACGAGGAGGAGGAGCAAGAGAGGGCGGAGAGGGAUGAGGAGGGGAGGAAGAGGAAGAGAGAUGUGCUCGAGGAUAUCUAUUUGGAUUUAACGAGGAAGAAGGUUACGUUUGGGGGUGUUUGAGGGAGGUUCGGUGAUGGCACGGCUUUGAAGUCAUUGAAUUCGUUGGAUCGUUUUGAGUACAUGUGUUUGCAUUAAAGCUGGAGUAAUGCUGCGAUACCCGUUUGGCAGUGCUCAUUAUAUCAUUCCGUACAUCAUGGUCACCUACA
Messenger RNA from Westerdykella ornata, 1613 nucleotides. Its product is annotated as WD40 repeat-like protein. The record is from RefSeq and is a predicted model, not a curated record. Gene Ontology annotation, molecular function: protein binding. Gene Ontology annotation, biological process: transcription-coupled nucleotide-excision repair; protein polyubiquitination; proteasome-mediated ubiquitin-dependent protein catabolic process. NCBI's taxonomy places the organism in Eukaryota, Fungi, Ascomycota, Dothideomycetes, Pleosporales, Sporormiaceae. The coding region runs from base 46 to 1467 and encodes 473 amino acids. Gene Ontology annotation, cellular component: Cul4A-RING E3 ubiquitin ligase complex; nucleotide-excision repair complex. The transcript has a single exon.